UUGAAUUCCACUUUACAAAAUAGGUUUGACGAGAAUUUGGCACCGACUUGGCAAGGACACAUACCGCUGGGGGACGCGUUUUUUGCACCAGAGGAAUUAUUGGCUACAGGAAGCGUGGAUCCAUACCUGCGAGGCUUGUUUGCGGCACCAAUGAAGAAGCCGACACCGCGGGAGUUGAUAAAUGACGAGCUCACCGAAAAUCUUUUCAACCGUGCGCAUGAAUGGUGCAACCUAUCACCGAUAAAUGAGUGGCACGAUCUGAGGAGCAUCAUGUCCUACGAAGCCAUUGGCAAACUGAGAGACCUGUACGGUCAUCCGGGAAACAUUGAUCUCUUUGCCGGUGGUAUUGCGGAGGAAAGACUUGACGGAGCGUUAGUUGGUCCAACGUUUUCAUGUAUCAUUGCGGAGCAAUUCAGGCGUGUACGCGAUGGCGACCGGUUUUGGUAUGAGAGAGAGGGUGUAUUCAGUGAAAGUCAAAAGGACGCAAUUGAACAGACAUCACUGGCUCGGAUCAUUUGCGAUAAUGCUGACAAUAUUAAUAUGAUACAGGUGCUUCCAUCAUCCUAUUACAGGAGCUUUCUUUCACUUUCAUAA
Gongylonema pulchrum is the source of this 594-nucleotide messenger RNA. The record is from the annotation of a GenBank genome assembly. NCBI's taxonomy places the organism in Eukaryota, Metazoa, Nematoda, Chromadorea, Rhabditida, Gongylonematidae.